Molecule: messenger RNA, 3355 nt
Organism: Paramormyrops kingsleyae
Lineage: Eukaryota; Metazoa; Chordata; Actinopteri; Osteoglossiformes; Mormyridae
Product: CSC1-like protein 2
Cellular component (GO): plasma membrane
Molecular function (GO): calcium-activated cation channel activity; nucleic acid binding
Source: RefSeq, a predicted model, not a curated record
ACACACACACACACACAGAGAUUGAGAGGUGACGUACGCCUUUUCCUUAUAGGACGUCCCUCUUCAAACUCCACCUGAUAGCUUGUGCGCUAGAAUUUUAGACAGACCUGCCGGUGUGCGUAUUUCAGCUAGUUUAUGGGAAUGAAUGUGUUCCUUUUCCCGUGGUAAUGCAGAAGAAAAAAAAUAUUUCUGUAAACAUUACAGACAUAGCGACGGAUCGACAAAGAUUAUUCAUAUUACUGGAUAAUUUACCCAAACGCCUGUAGAUACGGGGAAAGGAUUCCCAAAGACUCCCACUCUUUACAGAUCGUCUGUUCUGCUUGCCUGCUGUUGCACGGGUUCAGGAGACAGACGGGUCCUCCAUGGUGACGAAACUGCGGAUUCUGCACCACUACGGUACCUGCGGCUUGUUUACCAGUGUGCGCUGUGUGAAGUAUGCAGCAGUGAGAAUGUUGGGCGUGGCAUUUCUGGUGGUGGGCGUGGCCGGGGGUGUGGCCACGUCAGAGAAGCCCUGCACCGGCUCAGGCUGUUCCAACAAUGGCUCCAUGGACUACUGCUUCGGCGCGCGCAUCCGCAGCACGGUGCUGCAGGGCCUGCCCUUUGGGGGUGUGCCCACAGUGCUCGCCCUCGACUUCAUGUGCUUCCUGGGCCUGCUAUUCGUGUUCUCCAUCCUGAGGAAGGUGGCUUGGGACUACGGCCGACUGGCGCUGGUCACCGACGCCGACAGGCUGCGGAACAAUGGCCUGGAAGAACGGGAAUACAUGUGCUCUCAUGACUCUGCGGGCCAGCCAAAUGACUCCCAGGGCCAGGAUGCCCCUGUGGACAGUGUGGCCUCCGUACUUGAGACACCCGACCGCUAUGAGCGAUUGACAUCAGUCUCGAGCUCCGUCGACUACGACCUGAGAGAUAAUGGUUUCUGUGCCUGGCUGACGGCCAUAUUCCGCAUAAAGGAUGAGGAGAUCAGAGACAAAUGUGGUGAGGACGCGGUCCACUACCUGUCCUUCCAGCGCCAUAUCAUUGGGCUGCUGGUCGUGGUGGGCGUGCUGUCCGUGGGGAUUGUACUGCCCGUCAACUUCUCAGGAGACUUGCUGGAGAACAACGCAUACAGCUUUGGGAGGACGACCAUAGCCAACCUGAAAUCUGGGGACAAUCUGCUGUGGCUGCACACAACCUUCGCCUUCCUGUACCUGCUGCUCACGGUCUACAGCAUGAGGCGUCACACCUCCAAGAUGCAGUACAAAGAGGACGACCUGGUGAAGCGCACCUUGUUUAUUAACGGCAUCUCCAGAUACGCUGAGGAGACCGACCUUAAGCGGCACUUUGAGGACGCCUAUGACAGCUGCGCAGUGCUGGAGGCACGCAUCUGCUACAAUGUGGCCAAGCUCAUGUCCCUGAACUCGGACAGGAAGAAGGCUGAGCGAAGCAAGAAGUACUACUUGGAUCUGAAUAACCGAGCACAGAAACUCACCAUGAUCAACCCCAGGCCAUGCGGGCACCUCUGCUGCUGCGUGAUGGGGAGCUGCCAGCCGGUGGAAGCUGUGAGCUACUACACACAGCUAGAGGCCAAGCUGAAGGAAGAGUGCAAGAAUGAGAGGGAGAAGAUCAACACCAAGCCACUGGGCAUGGCCUUUGUCACCUUCCAGAACGAAUCCAUGACCGCCAGGAUUCUGAAAGACUUUAAUGCCUGUCAGUGUCAGGGCUGCAUCUGCCGGGAGCCCAAAACCUCCUCCUUCAGCGAGGGCUUGCACAUCACCAACUGGACCGUAACCUACGCACCCGACCCACAGAACGUCUACUGGGAGCACUUAUCCCUGGGUGGCUUCUCCUGGUGGCUGCGCUGCUUGGUCAUCAACUGUAUCCUAUUCCUCCUGCUCUUCUUCCUCACCACCCCGGCCAUCAUCAUCUCCACCAUGGACAAGUUCAACGUCACCAAGCCUGUGGAGUACCUUAAUACUCCCAUCAUUACGCAGUUCUUCCCCACCCUCCUGCUGUGGUCGUUCUCCGCACUGCUCCCCACUAUUGUCUACUACUCUGCCUUCUUUGAGGCCCACUGGACCAGGUCAGGGGAGAACAGGACUACCAUGCACAAGUGCUACACAUUCCUGAUCGUCAUGGUCCUACUGCUGCCCUCUCUGGGUCUUACCAGUCUUGACUAUUUUUUCCGGUGGCUGUUUGACAAGAAUUUGGUGGAGGAUGGUAAAGUCAGACUGGAGUGCGUCUUCCUCCCGGACAACGGGGCCUUCUUCGUGAACUACGUGAUCGCUUCGGCCUUCAUCGGGAACGCCAUGGAUCUGUUACGCAUCCCAGGUCUGCUUAUGUACAUGAUCCGUCUGUGCCUGGCCAGCUCGGCGGCCGAGAGACGCAACGUCAAGAGGCACCAAGCUUACGAGUUCCAGUUCGGGGCGGCCUACGCCUGGAUGAUGUGCAUCUUCACUGUGGUCAUGACCUACAGCAUCACCUGCCCCAUCAUCGUCCCCUUCGGUCUGAUGUACAUGCUUCUGAAGCACCUGGUGGACAGAUACAACAUGUACUAUGCCUACCUGCCCUCUAAGCUGGACAAGAAGAUCCAUUCCGGCGCGGUCAAUCAGGUGGUGGCCGCGCCCAUCCUCUGCCUCUUCUGGCUGCUCUUCUUCUCCACCGUGCGCACAGGCCCCGCAGCGCCCACAACUGUGGUCACCAUGAUCGUCUUGGUCUCCACCAUCAUCGUGUGCCUCUCCCACGUCUGCUUCGGACACUUCAAGUACCUCAGCGCUCACAACUACAAGAUCGCCGUCACUGAGGAGGUGGACGGGGUGGAAAAUGGCCAGGUGGAGCCAACCUCACCUACAAGCAAGACUGCAAUGUACAUCGCCCAGGUACUACAGGACCCCAACUCGGACGAGGCCGGUGCAGGCAGCGAGGAAGACGAUGGCCAGGGGUCCUCGCAAGACGAAGAAAUGUUAAAUGCUGCAGAUAGCCUCAAUGAUGGGGAGUUUCCAUCUGGAGAGGACAGCCUCAUAGCCAAUGAGGUUUGCCAGUAGCACCUGCCAGGGGUGAGGGAGGAGAAAACAAGCGAAUGAUUGACUCACAUGGGACAGGAAGGAGGCGGGGGCCACACAGAACUGCGAAUAAAUAAGCCCCGCAUCUUAUAGUGUCCAGGACCCCCUUUGCUUCAGGUUCUGCCCACCUCUGCGCAGUCCGUCUGCGCCAGCUGCCUGGCAUGCUCAGUAAGGACGAAGGGCCUCCCCUCCGAGCGACCCCCGCCCCUGUGACACUCGGCCAAUGGACUGCCGAGGAUGCGGGCACCCUAUCGACGGGCAUCUGGUAUGGCGUGCAAAAUGGCCGUGUGCCAAGCCCACCAGGACGGCUGUGGCGG